AUGGGGCUUGCGGCUGGGUUUAUGUCUUCUCUCUAUGCUGGAACUUCCCUUGUCAUGGCAUCCCCUUUGGAUUUUAUUGCCAAUCCUCUUCUCUGGAGUGAUAUGGUCGAGACCUACAAGGCCACCCUUACCUGUGCCCCCAACUUUGCCUAUGCCUUGCUCCUCAAACGCUUAGAGCAGGCCAAUCAGACUGCCAACUGGAGUUGUGUAAAGCGUGCCAUGUUUGGUGGGGAACCUGCCCAGAGCCGUGUUGUGGAAGCAGCAGCAAAAACCCUAUCCAUCAAGCCAGAACACAUUUACAACAUCUAUGGCAUGGCAGAGUCAGUGGUGUUUCUUACUGGUGGACCAGCUAAUCCAGACUCCGAGGGGCUUGUCAGCUGUGGCGAAGCAGCUUCACCUACGCUCAAACUUCAAAUUGUUGAGGAUGGAAAAGAGGUCGAAGAAGGACAGGUUGGAAGCAUCUGGGCUCAGUCUCCUAGAGUGGCAGCUGGGUACUAUGGUCAGUCUGAGCUAACCACCGCUACCUUUGCCAAUGCAUUGCCCGGCUAUGACAGUCCCUGGCUUGACACUGGUGAUUUGGGCAAGAUUGUGGAUGGGCAGCUCUAUGUAACUGGACGCGUCAAAGACGUCAUCAUUAUCAAUGGCAAGAACUACUACCCAACCGAUGUGGAACUCUCCAUUGAUGAAACCUUUGGUGAUGUUAUCCGUCCAGGGAGGACCACUGCCUUCCAGCAUGGAGAAGAUAGCAUUGGUAUCACCGUAGAAGGCCGCAAAGGUUUUGACAAGACAGCAAAAUCAGAUUUGGCUCUUCAGAUAUCCAAUCAUGUUUCUCAGGUUCACGGGUUGUUAGCUCAUGAAAUGGUUGUUCUCAAGCUUGGGGUGACACCCAAGACUACCUCUGGCAAGCUGAAGAGGAGUGAAAUCAGGCAGACUACUGUCGCACGGGACUGGAAAGAAUCCUCUGUGCUGCUACACUUUGAACGGAAGGAAGUUGCUGCUCCUCUUCCUCAGCAACAUGUUGCUGUUGUGGGGGCUGGGGCUGCUGGCCUCAUUGCAGCACUCCGAUUGGCUCAACGAAACAUCAAAGUUACACUGCUGGAAUGCAAUGAGCAAAUUGGUGGACAUGCAAGACACGUGGAAGUUUUUGGGCAUGAACGCAAUCCCGCUUUCGGAGUGUUUAUUUCGAACGAAUCACCAAAUCUAAUGGCUCUGGCAGAGGAGCUUGGGGUGGCACCAAUUCAUCUUGGCGAGUCAAGGCAAGCACGUGGUUUGGUUUCCCAAAAGUCUCAGCCUAUUCCUGAGGUUCCACAAUCGGAGAUCAGCCGCUUCAUAGCUGAAAUGCAACGAGUUCACAAGGCUGGCUCUGGUCAGAAUGAGACAAUUGGUGAAUUCCUGGACCAGAAUGGAUAUGAUCAGCACUUCAUUGUGUACUUUUAUGUUGGCAGAAUUGUCAGCUUUUUUGCUGGGCAGUCCAUUCAAGACUACCUCAAUAUUCCAUUGGAGCUGGUUGCUUGGUUUGUUAUAAUUGGUUUUGCCAAGAACAGGGCCCUCCUCCGAAUGAGCAACAGAGAAUACAUGGAGUCCUUCUGGGCACAGUUGCAAACCCUGGGUGUUGAAAUCAAGACAAAUGUGGCCACCAAGGUAGUAUUUCGUGAUGAUUCUGGAGUCACACUCAGCACAGGCUCCUGUGGUAAUGAAGAUGUUCUGAAGGUUGACAAGCUUGUGUUGGCAGUUCCACCAAAUGCUGCUGCCCAAAUCCUUGAAAAUUUUAUGUCACCACAAGAGAAUGUUCUGACUGAAUUUGAUUGCCCCUUGGAAACAGUUGUGAUGCACACAGAUUCAAAAUGGAUUGACAGCAAGACACCAUGUGUGCUGUUUGCCAAUAUUCUGGAUUGGGGCAAAUCAACUUUGCCUGCAGCCUCUGACACCAUUCCUUUGACGACAUCAUUCCCAAGUGACACAGAUGGCAAAACGCCAAUUUAUGUUACACAUGCCUAUAACACAUAUGAAGAGCUUGAGUUUGAUUCUCCGGUGGAAACGAUGUCAUUUACUCAUACCAGAAUUACAUGCAAGGCCAUUGAGCUCCGAAACUCUUUGCUGCAGCAUCAAGGGAAUAAUUCUACCUAUUUUGCUGGUGGAUGGACACGAGGGACAAUGCUACACGAGGACGCCAUUGUUAGUGGAAUUCUAGCAUCCAAUGCUGUGCUAGAGAACUUUGGCAUGAAGCCACACCCUGUGCUUGAGCGAGAGACUAUUGUUCCAUCAAAUCACUUGAGUGGUGGUGGCAUAACUGAUCACGGACAGUCAGACAUCCAAGCACCAACAAAAGAUGGCUUUUCCAACCGAUACUCAGAUAUAAUAUUGUCUGUUUUCGGGUCAGAGAUUGACUCAUCCAAGACAUGGGCAGAGAAUGGGCUCACAUCCCUAAACAGUGCAGAGCUCAGGAACAGGGUUGAGGAAAAGCUACCUGUAGUCCUUCCAUCAAACUUUGAACAACUCUAUGCAACCCCAAAAGAGCUUGAAGUGUUUCUGGUCUCAUCAGAAGGCAAACACUUUCCUUGCAAUGCAGCUGCUGAGCAUGUUGACUUCCACUGGAACAGUCCCGGGUCACAAUGCGGCAAACUUGAGAUGAGUAUUGCUCAAGUUCUGGGUUUUAUAGCUAUCACACUGGUGCUGUUGACUGCCAUUUUCCCAUCUUAUCUUGUUGCAGCAAGACUGGCGAGCAAAUGCAGCACCUCUGAAGACCAACAGUGCUUGAAGACCAGCUUCCUGUGGUUUCCACUCCUGUUCCCCUUAUUUGUCUUUUCUUUUUCCAUCAUGGUGGUUCUUUGCAAGAUUCUUGUUGUUGGUAUGUACCGCCCCCAGGAAAUCAAUUUGAUGUCCUGGCACUACCUAAGGUGGUGGUUUGUUGAUCGAUUGCUGCAUAUCUGGGAGCUUUUUGUUGGUAGAUUCUUGUUGGAAACAAAGUUUGCCUGGUUAUUCUACCGGCUUCUUGGUGCUGACCUUGCAUGGUCUACAAAAAUUGAUGCAUUCAUUCGAGAGUGUGAUCUUGUCAGUGUUGGGGUCAAUUCAUCAGUUAGCCAUGCUAUACGAUGCAGAAAAUUCAGGCCAUGGACUGAGGGCAGUCCCAGGAUGAUAUUUCGUCCAAUCAUUGUUGGGCCAAACUGUGAGGUGUCUGGAAUGAUAAGCCCUGGGGCUGUUAUUGGAGCUGGGUGCAUAGUUGAAAAGUUGACUGUGGUGGAGGAAGGAGCUCAAGUUCCAGAUUGUGUCAUCGCCAGAGGGAUUCCAGCACACAAUGGUGGUUCAUACAAUCAUCAUACGUCCAACUGGAAGGAAGAGUCCCUGCUUGAUGGUUUCAAGAUUCUCUGGAUGGUUUCAGAAGCCUACCAUUACUCUGCUCUAUACUUCCUUGCCCAUGGAAUCCUCAACAAUAUAUUACCAAUCUGGCGCUACCAUGUUGUUCUGCACUGGUUCCUGCUCUUUCCUCUGGCUUCGUUGUUUGCUGUGGUGACUAGCAUCCUCAUGAAAUGGCUCUUGAUUGGAAAGAGAGAUCCAUCUGAGGCCUAUCAAGGUACAUGUUGGAGGAGAGCUACCAACUGGGCAUGUGAUUACCACUUUCGAGUUGCUGCUUGGAUGCUUGGAAAGUUUAUGGGGACUUCUAGAUUUGAUACAUUUGCUCUUUGGUGUCAUGGCCUUGAUGUUGAUGUUGUAUCUGUUCUGCACACUGCCUCUACAAUUUUUUCUCCUUCGAAGGUUGAUUAUGUGAAGAUACGCAACUCUUUUCUUGCUCUUACCGAAAUUGAACUGGAUAUUCCCUCUGGUGAGAAAAUUGAGAUUUCCCACAGCUCGGUUGGAAGGAACACCAUUGUUGGUGCUGGUGCCAAGGUCAUCCGAUCAAACCUACCAUCCAGAAGCCAAGUGUCUGACAAGAUCUAUGACUUCAACCCUCCAAACAGGUGUUUGGAGGCGACAUGGCGCUUCAUCCUGCUGGAAGUGAUUCUUCCUGAAGUUGCCCUCCUGAUUUUGAUUGCCAUAAUCUUUUGGAGUAUUAUCCCUGUGUAUGAAUUGUCUGCAGCAAUCAUAGGAAAAAGCUCUUCUCCGAGUGUUCUUGUCCUGGUUAUUGUGGGGGCUACCGUGUUUCAGUUCCUUAUCUGGAUCCUCCUUGCCAAGAUUAUUGAGUGGGCCUUUCUCAAUGUGGUGCCUCAGAACGGAUUCUUCCACGUCUAUAUCUUUUACGCAAUCUGGUUUCGUGGAGGGAACCCAAUUGAGAUGGUUCUAAUGGGAACAGUAUUCUUCAAGCACUAUGCUCAAUUCAUGGGUGCUGAAGUCGAUGGGGAUCUUUUGUUUUUCGAUAGCAUUCUGUUGGAGUUUGGGAACUACCACUUCCAGGGGAACACCUACCCUCGUGGCCACUAUUUUGAUAUCAAUGGGCUCACCAUAGAUGAUGUCUAUAUUUCUGGAGUUGUGCACCCUGGAUGCUACAUUGCAGCUGGAGCUGUUGUGAAUGCUGAAGAAUGUGGCCCAUGGAAAUCUUUCUUUCCCUCAGCUGCCGAAAAGGUUGCUUCUAGCAAAAGACAUCCUUCAAGGCAGAGUCUCCAAGGUGGGACUGAUCGCAUGAGAAGUGAAAGACUCCAAGAUUACUUCCAGAGAUCGCCUUAUCUGGCAGAGAGUGACUCUACCACAAUUCAACCAGUUAGAUCCAUUUCAGAGAAUUCAUGUGAAGUUGGUGUGAGUCCAGAAUCGCCAGCAGCAAUGUCUAAGGCUGGCUUAUUGUCUAAAGAUUCAUCAUUGAGGGCAACUUGUGCUUUGGAAUUGGGCAUACCAGCAACAAGCUUUGAGCUACCCAAUAGUCAAGGAGAGGGAACAACAUCGCUUCAAGAUCUGGUUGAGACUGGCAAAUGGACAGUCCUCUAUUUUUAUCCCGCUGCCUUUACAUCUGGUUGCACCUUGCAGGCCUGCUCCUUUCAACGGGACAUUGACCAGUAUCGACAACUCAAUGCCCAAAUUGUUGGAGUGUCUGUUGAUUCUGUUGAAAAGAACAAGGCCUUUUGCAGCGCGGAGAAUCUUGGUUUCUUCAUGCUCUCAGAUCAAGGAGGGUGUGUCUCACAGACAUAUGGAUCAGCAGUGUCCAUUCCUGGAUCUGGAACUAUUAGCAAUCGCCAAACCUACCUCAUUGAUCCUCAAGGUAGAUUGCGCUGGAUCUUUCAUGAUUUUGAAAGUCGCAUUGCAAGGCACUCCAAAGAUGUCCUGGACAAACUACAAGAACUGGAAGCAACAGACGAAAUUUGCUGA
Seminavis robusta is the source of this 5292-nucleotide messenger RNA. The record is from the annotation of a GenBank genome assembly. NCBI's taxonomy places the organism in Eukaryota, Bacillariophyta, Bacillariophyceae, Naviculales, Naviculaceae.